Colletotrichum truncatum is the source of this 936-nucleotide messenger RNA. Lineage: Eukaryota; Fungi; Ascomycota; Sordariomycetes; Glomerellales; Glomerellaceae. The record is from RefSeq and is a predicted model, not a curated record.
AUGGCGGACAUUAGCGACAAUGAGCUUCGUGAGAUCUACGACUUUGCCGUUCAAUUGGGCAAAGAUGCGGGAGCCAUGCUCAUGAAGGCGGCGAGGUCGAGGUUCGAGGGCGGCGAAUCGCAAGUCAUUACAGAAAAGGAGAAUUCAGUAGACCUGGUAACCAAGACAGACACAGAAGUUGAAGCUUUCAUCCACACUUCGGUCGCAAACAAGUAUCCCAACCACAAAUUCAUUGGCGAAGAGACAUACUCAGCCGGCUCAUCCCGCGAUUACCUCGUCGACGACAGCCCGACAUGGAUCGUCGACCCCCUCGACGGCACCGUCAACUUCACCCACCUCUUCCCCAUGUUCUGCGUCUCCAUCGGCUUCGCAGUGAAAGGAAAGCCGAUCAUCGGAGUCAUCAACGCGCCCUUCCUCAACCAGACAUUCUCCUCCCUCAAGGGCCACGGCGCCUGGAUGAACGAGACGCAGAAGCUGCCCCUCAUCCUCAGCCCCCUGCCGGCCAACGCCCCUAGCGGAUGCGUCUUUUCGUGUGAAUGGGGCAAGGACCGUCGGGAUACGCCAGAUGGAAACAUGCACCGGAAGGUCGAGAGCUUCGUCAACAUGGCGGCUGAGAGAGGUGGAAGAGGCGGCAAGGGCGGCAUGGUGCACGGCAUGAGAAGUUUGGGAAGGUUAGUUUAUUGCCAUGGCCGAUGCAAGGGACGCCUGCUGACGAAACAGUGCGACGUUGGACCUGGCGUAUACCGCCAUGGGAUCGUUCGAUAUUUGGUGGGAGGGUGGCUGCUGGGAGUGGGACGUCGCCGCAGGAAUCGCAAUCCUCGAAGAGGCCGGUGGAUUGAUGACCAUCGCCAACCCGCCCGGAGAUACAACAGUCAUCCCGGAAGCAAAGCUGGGCAGCAGACUUUACUUGGCCAUUCGUCCCGCAGGGCCUUCUGA